This is a messenger RNA of Ogataea philodendri, 1416 nucleotides long. RefSeq lists its product as uncharacterized. Bases 1 to 1416 code for a protein of 471 amino acids. The record is from RefSeq and is a predicted model, not a curated record. NCBI's taxonomy places the organism in Eukaryota, Fungi, Ascomycota, Pichiomycetes, Pichiales, Pichiaceae. The transcript has a single exon. Gene Ontology annotation, biological process: 7-methylguanosine mRNA capping. Gene Ontology annotation, cellular component: mRNA capping enzyme complex. Gene Ontology annotation, molecular function: ATP binding; mRNA guanylyltransferase activity.
AUGGACCAGGACAGAGGCGUGCCGGAAAUGCCAGGAAACCUGGUUUCCGAGGAGGUUUCGAGCUAUCUGAAAUCACGGGUGUCGCAGAUUCUUAGGACCAGAUACAAUUCUUUUCCUGGGUCGCAGCCUGUGAGUUUUACGCGAGAACAUCUCACAACUUUGAAAAAUAGAGACUAUUUGGUUUGCGAGAAGUCGGACGGUCUUCGUUGUUUGUUGCUUGUGUUAAUUAACGACGAUACAGGGGAAGAGGGUACUUUUCUUAUUGAUAGAGAAAACCAGUAUUAUAUGGUUCCCGGUUUCCAUUUCCCAAGAACUAAUAAAAAUUUCGACUCGUCUCACAAUGGAACAAUUGUUGAUGGAGAGCUGGUUUGGAGUAAGAACCCAACAACAGGAGUCAAGGAGCUCAGAUAUCUCGUGUUUGACUGUCUGGCGAUGGACAUGAACAGCGUGAUGCACAAGAACUUGUGGAAACGUUUGUACCAUGCUCAACACGAGUUCCACAAGCCAUACAUGGAGCUUCGACGAGCAUUUCCCGACGCUUGUGCCCAGUUUCCGUUUAAACUGGACUUUAAGAACAUGACUCAGCCUUACAAGAUCAGAAAGAUUUUCCAGGAGAUGAAGAAUUUGACCUACGUUUCUGACGGUUUGAUCUUGACGUGCUGCGAUACUCCAUAUAUUCCGGGAACAGACUCUCAUUUGCUAAAGUGGAAGCCUGCGGAAGAAAACACGAUCGACUUCAAAAUCAAGCUUGAGUUCCCAAUCUAUGUGGACGAGGAUUUGCCCAAACACGAUCCAAACAGAGAGUAUCCCGAUUACGAUGCCAAGCCGGUUAUAAAACUAUUUGCGUGGAAAGGAAAAGACGAGGCUGACAACGAAUCCGUUGAAGAUAAUAUCAAGCGCAAUGACGGUGAGUAUAUCAACAGUUUCAGAGGGUACGAGGAGUGGAACCAGGUCACUUUAACCGACGAUGAGUGGAACCAAUUGAAAGCCACUGGUGAGUCUUUCAACGGGAGAAUUGCUGAAGUUAGACGGAAUGAGUCUGGCGAGUGGAAGAUCCUUCGUUUCAGAGACGACAAGGCACAUGGUAACUACAUCGACGUGGUGAUGAAAGUGCUCAAGUCUAUUGAGGACUCCGUGAGCAGAGAAGAACUGGUGGCUGCCGAAACAGAAAUCAGAGACCGCUGGCUCCAAAGAGAAAAGCUGAAGCAGCAGUACGCACAGCAUGCACAGCAAACUCAACAUACCCAGCAGCACGCUCCACAAAAGCGGAAACUAGAGCCUGCUCCACAAAAACCCCAGCAGGACGAUGACGAGUACUACGAGUCGGACGGAUUCGAAGAGCUGCCAUCUUACACCAAGACCAACAGUCCAAAGUAUGGAGACUUGGAAGCUCCAGAAAAGAAAAGACAUGUGUAA